AAAAAGUUCACACAAAACAGCAUGUCCAUACACCUGAUGUGCCUUACCUCUGAUGGUGGUGUACCGAUUUACUCGAAGAAAAGAGGCGACAGUGAAAAUCUUCCCUUUUCAACGAUCGCUUCACUGAAUGGUGUGCACAUGUUUUGCAAAUCGCAGGGUGUUGAUCUUCCCAUCACCUACCUGGAGGAUAGUAUGAUCAUGUGGAAAGAGUUCGAGGGUACGAUCGUGAUGAUCGGCAUUGCGCGAGAUAUUACGGAGAAGACGCUACGUCAUCUGCUGGAUUACUCCUACCAAGCGAUGGUGUUUUGCGUUGGCAUACAUUCGAUUAAGAAGAUUAAAAAUAUCGAUCGUUUUAAGCGAGAGCUAAAGAACUAUUACCCACUGAUCGAUCAGCUGCUCGAGGUGGUUGAGAGUGAUCUCUUCCGAUACGUCGAUUGUGUGCUGUGCUCGGAAAGUAUGGGAAUGCUGACCAAGUUGAACGAAUUUAGCGUCCAGAUUGGAUCACCGUUUUGUGCCAUUCUGGUCCGCCAGAGGAUCGCUUGCGGUACCGAAGGAUGGUGGGAUUUGGAUGUGAUCGAUCGGAAACUGCUAAUGCUGCUAUUGAACGCUUCCAGCACGAUCCAGCAAGAUGUGCCGGUUUAUUUGCCGAAAAAAUCACCCAGCAUAGCGUAUCGCUUCAUAAGCAUUCCACUGACGCAGGGAGUCAGCAUCUGUGCGCUAUGUGGCGCAGAACCAAAGUAUGAUGUGCUGCAGGGGUUAAGCCAACAGUUCUGGAUGAGUGAGCUCGACAUGUUGAUAGCCGCCGAGCAAAAGUAUCCAAAAAGCUUCCCGACUGGUGUUGAGCUAGACGCACACAUUUUAGGCUUUUUGUUGCUAAAUCGUGAACAUGCGAAGUACGUCAUGUCACGAGGCGUUGCACAAUCCCUCAACAAUAAUCCGGGUGGAAAAUCACGUUCAGGGACAAUGAUGUCUAGCGGUGCGUCUUCUGGUCAUCAUCGGUUGGACAUUCUUAGAUCGUUCUUCCAUCAGUCGGUCGACGUGAUGGAGGACACGCUGCGGGAAGGCGAUCGGGUGAUAAACUUCGAACAGUACUGGUGUUCCGACUAUCACAAAUGUCAUGCUCUGAUAGAGGGAAGCAACGUUCUUUGUGUGCUGUACACGUCAGCCAUACCGACGCACAUCAUGCGGAUAGUAACACAAAAAACACUGAACACGUUGAUAUCGGAUAAGGAUGUGUGCUGGUAG
Anopheles maculipalpis is the source of this 1245-nucleotide messenger RNA. RefSeq names its product protein fuzzy homolog (gene fy). The record is from RefSeq and is a predicted model, not a curated record. The transcript has 3 exons. Bases 22 to 1245 code for a protein of 407 amino acids. NCBI's taxonomy places the organism in Eukaryota, Metazoa, Arthropoda, Insecta, Diptera, Culicidae. Gene Ontology annotation, biological process: vesicle-mediated transport; non-motile cilium assembly.